AUGACGGAAGUUGAGUACGUGACUCCGAAACGAGCGAUUUUCAACGUGUUCGACCUGGGCAAGUGGUGUAAGAGUGAGGUAUGACAGUUAUUUUUUGUGUUUUAUGUUUAGAUUAUAUCGGGGUAAUUUUAGUUCCCAUAUUUGACUGAAAGAAACGUUGAAAUUUGAGUUUACCCAUCAGAUUCUCAUAGGUAAUAUAAUUGAUGCGGUAUUUUUAAUUUUUCCUGCGUUUUGGUUAAAUUUGCUAAUUAAUAUGAAACGGUUAGAGCUUCUUUGUACUCUAUGGGACUUGGAAAUACCGCAGUUACGCCUCAAGAUCGUUCUUUACCGCUAUAUAUCUUAUUUUUAUUUCAGGCGUAUACAAACUACCUAAACUUUCUGAAACGGCUCAGCUUUGAAGUCAGAAGCACUCCCAGCACAUCCUCGAUUGAGAUCCCACCAUUUCCAUUGAAACUAUUGAGCUUCCUCGAUGUUUUGGAUGUGAGUUGAUUGAUUUUCUUUUUAUUUUUGAUUUUAGUCAUGGAUCGCGGAUUUUCCACCUGUUGACAUGGGAGAACAACGAUUUGGAAACAAAGCGUAUGCAAGAUGGCACGAGAGAUUGGUUGAGGUGAGAGUUGAAUGAGUUUUGUUCUCAAUGAGGGUCGAAUUUGCUAAUCUAUGUUGGACUUGGUGGUCUAAAACAAUAUUGAUUUUUUGAUGGUAGAUCUGGCUCUGUUGAUCGACAUUUUACGACUAUUAGUUUGAGAAAGUAUCAGAAUGCUCAUGGCGUGGUAUUUCGACUAAAAAGCUUAAAUCUUCUGCGUUUCUGUUCAUUUAUAUUACACUCGACCAUCUGCUUCAAUCUUAGAAAUUUCUUUGCUUAUAUUUGCUUGAAUAACCUCUAAUAUCACUUCAGAAGAUCAACGAGAUUGUCACCGACUUCCUCCCCGACAAUUUGAAGGCCGCUGCAGUCGAAUUAUGCCCAUAUUUGAACGAUUCUUUUGGGAAUGCCACCAGAAUUGACUAUGGAAGUGGUCAUGAAGCCGCGUUUCUGAUCUUCCUCCAUUUAUUGUACGAGCUUGGGUGUCUGAAGCAUCCCGAAGACGAUAAAGCAGUUGUUCUUCGUGUGUUUGCCAGAUAUCUACGGCUUUGUCGCAAACUUCAAGGGACUUAUCGGAUGGAGCCUGCUGGAAGUCGUGGAGUGCAUGCAAUCGACGAUUUUCAAUUUGUUCCUUUUAUCUUUGGAAGUUCUCAGUUGAUCAGUAAGUGUUUCACUUUGUUUUUGAACUCUUUAGGUAUCAGUUUAUUGGAUGGACAGCCUUUUUUGACAUAAAUUUGCCAAAUCCAUCAUGGAUAAUAUAAUUUUCUCUCACAUUUCCAGACAAUCGCGCCAGAUUGACUCCGGACGACUAUCUGAAGGAAGAACAAGUCCUCAUCUAUCAAAACGAUAACUUAUUCUUCGAAGCUAUCCAGUAUAUUAACGAUGUAAGUUCGUUUUUACUUUUUUUUGAUCUUUAGACCAAAACCGGCCCAUUUUAUGAGCAUUCCAACCAGCUGUACAACAUUAGCGCCGUCCCCAGCUGGGAGAAAGUCAAUUCCGGCCUGUUCAAGAUGUAUGAAGGCGAGGUUCUCAAGAAAUUUCCGGUGGUUCAGCACUUUUUGUUUGGAAACCUCUUCAGCAUCCAAGAAAGGGAUCCCAAUCAGAAAGAGGAAGAGGAAGUGCCCUCUGACCCGGUUCCAGACGAAAAACCAUCUCAUCUUGAUGCAAUCAGCGAAGAAUAG
Messenger RNA from Bursaphelenchus xylophilus (pine wood nematode), 1761 nucleotides. Lineage: Eukaryota; Metazoa; Nematoda; Chromadorea; Rhabditida; Aphelenchoididae. The record is from the annotation of a GenBank genome assembly.